This is a messenger RNA of Saccoglossus kowalevskii, 1868 nucleotides long. RefSeq lists its product as uncharacterized. Gene Ontology annotation, biological process: mRNA splicing, via spliceosome. Gene Ontology annotation, molecular function: mRNA binding; U1 snRNA binding. The record is from RefSeq and is a predicted model, not a curated record. Gene Ontology annotation, cellular component: U2-type prespliceosome; U1 snRNP; precatalytic spliceosome. Lineage: Eukaryota; Metazoa; Hemichordata; Enteropneusta; Harrimaniidae.
GAUCCAAAAGACACUCCCCCUCCAACAAGAGUAGAAACAAAAGAAGAACGUCUUGAACGAAAGAGAAAAGAAAAAAAUGAAGAAAUUGCCCAGAGGAUACAAGAAGAAUGUGGAUCAUGGGAUCCAAAUGCUAAUCCUAGAUUUGGAGAUGCUUUUAAGACUUUAUUUGUUGCAAGAAUUAAUUAUGAUACAUCAGAGUCAAAAUUAAGGAGAGAAUUUGAAUCGUAUGGUCCUAUAAAUUCUAUACGUAUGGUACAGAGCGUUGAAACUGGUAAACCUAGAGGCUAUGCCUUUAUUGAAUAUGAACAUGAAAGAGACAUGCAUUCGGCUUAUAAAUAUGCUGAUGGAAAGAAGAUUGAUGGAAGAAGAGUCCUGGUUGAUGUGGAAAGAGCAAGGACAGUUAAAGGUUGGCUGCCAAGACGCUUAGGUGGUGGUUUAGGAAGUACUCGUAAAGGUGGCGCCGAUGUUAACAUAAGGCAUUCUGGCAGGGAAGAUAUGAUGGUUGGUGGCUACAGAGAUCGUGAUGAUGACCGUGGUGGUGGUAGAGACAGAAGAAGUUUGUCUGAUCGCAGAGAUCGUGGGGAUAGAGGGGACCGCCCUGACCGCCCUGACAGGGUUGACCGCCCUGACAGGGGUGAACGCACAGACAGGAGUGAGCGUCUAGACAGGGGCGAGCGCAGGAGAAGUAGAAGCCGUAGUAGGGAUAGGCGGCGUGAUAGAGAUAAGAGUCGACGCGAUGGAGAACGAGAGGGCAGAAAGCAUAGGGAUAGAGAUAGGAGAGAUAGAGACAGAGGAGACAGGGAUAGAGACAGGGGAGAUAGGGAUAGAGACAGAGAUAGAGGAGAUAGAGAGCGAGGGGAUAGAGAUAGAGAGCGAGACAGGGGGACCCGGGAUAGAAACCGGGAUAGGGACAGAGAAAGGGAUAGAGAUCGAAAUAGGGAUAAAGAUCGAGGUAGGGAUCAUGAUAGAGAAAUUGAAAGAAGUGACCGGGAUCAAAGCCAAGAUAAUGGAAGUGAUAUUGCCCCAUCUAUGGAAGAAUACAAUGGCCAGAUGAUCAAAGAACCAACGAGUGAAGAAGAAAAAAUGUUCAAUCAUAAGGAAUCAGUACCAUUGCCACCACCACUGCCACCAUCAACACCCCCACCACCACAUAAACAGGAAGAUUACAUGGAGCAGGAUAUACCUGAUGCAGAAAUGGAGAGCCAAUGAAAUCAAUGAAGCAAGAUAUUAAUUGUUCCAGUAAUGCACUUAGUCCAGAAAUUUUCAAAAUAUUCAUUUGUAAAAUAUUCCUAUCGACUAUUUUAAACUUACAUAUUAGUGCAAGUGGUUUGUAUGAAAUUCAGUUAUAUUCUGCAGUUGGUACUAAUAACUGAUAUAAAACUGUUUAAACUCAUGCUGGUUGCUCAACAGAUUAAAACUGUACUUUGUCUCGGCCACAAGAGCACACCUCUUUUGUGUAAAAAAUAAAUGGGGGACAAUUUUAAGCUCAAAAUAUUUCAAUCUUUAAUUUGUAUUGUCUAAUUUUAGUUUUGUCAGGUAGGUAAUUUUUACAAGGUAAGUUUUUACUUCAUGGAGUAUUGUAAUGUAUUCCUGCAAAACCAGUCUCGUCAAACGUCAACAAGAACACACAAAAAACUUUUUAUUUUGACCACCUGGUGAAGAGUGUCGGUUUGGUAUACAAGUAUUAGAUAUUAGGUAAAGACAUCAGCCUACUUAGGGUUAGGUAGAGGCUCUAAUUCUGUUAAAAACAAUUGUCAGUACGCAAGUUAUGGUGAAACUUCAAUAUUGUCAACAUUGAUUUGUCAGAAAUGUAAUUCAGUAUGAAUGAAUGUAUGCAAAUUAAAUGUCAAUUUUGUUUUUAUUAAGCA